This is a messenger RNA of Durio zibethinus, 3039 nucleotides long. The record is from RefSeq and is a predicted model, not a curated record. NCBI's taxonomy places the organism in Eukaryota, Viridiplantae, Streptophyta, Magnoliopsida, Malvales, Malvaceae.
CUUCACUCCUUAACCGUAAUCUCCCUUCUUUUUCUCUCUUCCAUCCUUUCCCAUUCUCUUUACUUCCCAAUCCCUCCCAAACACUUCAAAGGAAAAAAAAGGGAGAAGAACAAAGAGUAAUAUUAGAAUCAAACUUGAGUUUUGAACUCAAGGCUUUUGUUUUUUGUUUUGUUUCUCAAACGUGCCAAAAUGGAAGCUCGGAAAAUGGAGCGAAGAAAAACUAUGGCCAUGAAUUGGGAUGGCCUAUGCGAUGAUGACGACGAGUUCUUUGAAUCGAACAAUAGAAUAUCGUCUUUCGUGCCAGUCGACUUGGCUUCCUCGGGGUCUGAUGAUGACGAUGAAGAUUUCGAUGACUGCCGCAUUUCUUUCGCUUCCACGGUGUCAUCCGUUCCUACUCAGUUCCGAGCUUUUGCGACGACGGCUACCCCAAUGACUCCUAACUAUGAUAUCUGGAUGGCGUCUCCAGGGUCCAUUAGGGAGCGGAGACAGCGGCUUUUCCAAGGCAUGGGAUUAUCUCCUGACAAAGAACUUCUCAGUUUCAAACGAGGCGUUUCCAACAAGUUCCCUAACGUUCAGGUCCAGACAACAACCGAAGUUCCCGCAGCCGCUACAACUGUUUCCAAAGCAGACCAUCAUCAAAACAACGAAGAUUCUUCGAAACAGGAUUUGUCUCACUCUCCGCUUCCCAUCCUGUUCCCACGGUCCAGGUCCGAUGGUGAGAUCGAGUCUCUUUCGAUUGAAAAGAAAAGAAAAGAAGAGCUUCUUGGUUCCAUAUCGAAGCAACGCCUUACAAGAACAUCUUCUUUAAUAUCAACCCCACAUGCAAAAUUAUAUCCGUACCAUGAAAGCAUCAGAGCUUCCCCUAAAGAUUCAGGAAAUAGUCGUAUAAUUAAGCAAAGCGGUGGUUUAACCUCAAUUUUUUCAAAAAGUAGGUUCGGAGCUUUCUUCUUGAUUAAGAAUUUGGAUACAGGGAAAGAGUUUGUAGUUAACGAGUAUGAUCAAGAUGGGAUGUGGAACAAGGUGAGUGAUCUUCAAACGGGGAAGCAAUUUACAAUGGAUGAAUUUGAGAAAUGUGUUGGGCAUUCACCAGUGGUAAAGGAGUUAAUGCGCCGAGGAAGUCCUGCCAAUGAUCGAAAGUUCAAUUCGUAUCUUUCCAAGAGUUUGAGGGUGAGCAAGAGAAGAGGAGCAGCCAUGUUGAAAAGUAUAAAAGGGGUGGCCAAUUCUAUGAACUUGAGGGGGGAGAAAGAAAGGGAUAAUUUGUUAGCAAUGGAUCAAAAGAAUGUCAAGAAUGGAAAUAAUCAGUGGGUGAAAGUUAGACAAACUGGGAAAUCUUAUAAGGAGUUGAGUGCUUUACAUUUAUGUCAAGAAAUUCAGGCUCAUGAGGGAUCCAUUUGGACCAUCAGGUUUAGUACAGAUACAAGGUUUUUAGCGAGUGCUGGUGAGGAUAAGAUAAUUCAUGUGUGGGAAGUUCAGGAAUGUGAGAUUAUGUCGAUGAAUGAAGGGAAUUCAACCCCACUUCAUCCAUCGCUUGCAGGUUCACCACUUCAUCCAUCGCUUGCCGAUCAAUCAGGACUUAUGGAAGCUGCAGGUAAUCCACAUGAGAAGAAGAAGAAGGGAAAGGGCUCAUCUAAUAAAAAAAGCAAUCAAAUUCCUGAUUAUGUCCAUGUGCCAGAAACUGUGUUUUCGCUAUCAGACAGACCAAUCUGUUCUUUCAAGGGCCAUUCGGAUGAUAUUUUGGACUUGUCCUGGUCUAGAUCUCAGCAAUUGCUUUCAUCGUCAAUGGACAAAACUGUAAGGUUAUGGGACCUGGAAACGAAGAGCUGUUUAAAGUUAUUUGCCCACAAUGAUUAUGUAACCUGCAUACAUUUCAAUCCUAUGGAUGAAGAUUAUUUUAUAAGUGGGUCACUUGAUGCAAAAGUUAGAAUUUGGAACAUACCAAAUAGGCAAGUUGUUGAUUGGACUGAUCUCCAUGAAAUGGUUACCGCUGCUUGCUACACCCCUGAUGGCCAGGGUGCCAUAAUUGGUUCACAUAAGGGCAGUUGUCGAAUGUACAGUACUGAGGAUUGCAAAUUAACUCAGUUAGAACAAAUUGCCAUUCAAAACAAGAAGGUUAAUGCUAAAAAGAUUACUGGUUUCCAGUUUUGUCCAAUUUAUCCAUCUGAAGUACUCGUUACUUCUGCUGAUUCUCGAAUACGAAUUUUGGAUGGCUCAGAAGUCGUUUAUAAAUUUAAUGGCCUUCGAAAUACCAAUAGUCAAAUUUCAGCUUCAUUUACUUCAGAUGGAAAAUAUGUCAUAAGUGCAAGUGAAGACUCUCAGGUAUUUGUUUGGAGGCGUGAGGAGUCUCGAAACACAGGCACAGGGAAAAGAACUGUGAUGACUGCUCGAGGCCACGAACACUUCCCGUGUAAAGAUGUUUCUGUCGCAAUCGCUUGGCCUGGUACUAUAAAAGGUGAACCUCCUUCAAUGGCAAUAGCACAGUCAAGAAGGCACUCGAAACGAUCCCAACCACAGCAAACUACUACUGCAUGUGAAUCACCAACCAAAGAAGACAGCCCUCCACCAAACAACAACAAGAAGGGCUUGCCACCACUUCCCAAGAAGAACAACAACAACAAUAUAGAGAGCACUAUAACCCCUCCAGAAGAAGAUUUUGCUCAAAUCUCUAGUGCUGAUACUGGGAUUGGCGAGUCAUUAUCCAUCUCGAGGUCUUCCUCAAUAAGGCAAGGUGAUUCACCUUCCAUUUCCGCUGCUAGCAACCUAAACUCUUGUUCCUCAAUAAGAGCUGGGGAUUCGCCUUCUAUCUCUUCUGCUUCCAACCCAAGUUCUGCCUCAAUAAGAUACGGUGAUUCGCCUUCAAUAUCCUCUGCUACACAACCAUCUCCUUGGUCUACAUCUUGGUCUUGGUUCGAUGUUGGUGGUCAUGGACACCAUCCUACACAAGCAACAGCUUGGGGCCUAGUAAUCGUGACAGCCACAUUGGGUGGUGAAAUCAGGGUUUAUCAAAAUUUCGGGUUACCACGUAGAAUUGGCCGCCUCUAA